AUGCCCGAACUUCAAACGUACAAGGGCUAUUAUCUUUGGCACUACGUCCCCUCGAGGGCAGCGGCGGUAGUUUUUCUCUUGCUCUUCCUAGCAGCGACUACAUAUCACACCUGGAAAAUAUGGAAACUAAAGACCUAUUUCUGCAUUUGCUUCGCCAUUGGGGGUUUCUUUGAAUUCAUUGGUUACUGUGCUCGAGCGUCAGCUUACGACAAAACCGGACGGAUGAUGCCCUUUUGCAUCCAGAACGUCUUCAUACUACUCGGUCCAGCCCUUUUCGCUGCCUCAGUAUACAUGGUUUUGGGCAGGAUUAUUAUCGCACUGAAGGGUGAAAGGCUUUCGCUUAUACCCGUCCGCUGGUUAACGAAGGCUUUUGUCACCGGCGAUGUCUUGUCAUUUUUGAUACAGGGCGGUGCUGCUGGCAUGAUGAUCUCCAGUGACCUUGCUAGCACGGGAAAUAAGCUUGUUAUUCUUGGUUUGAUUAUCCAGGUCGUUUUCCUUGGAUUUUUCAUUGCCAGCAUGGUGAUAUUUCAGGUCCGAAUGCAUAGAAACCCAACGCACAAGGCCUUCUCUGAAGAUUUACAAUGGAAGUGGCACCUCAAUACCCUGUACCUAGUCAGCCUGUUGAUCAUGGUCCGGUCUCUAUUCAGGGUUGCAGAAUACGUUAUGGGCAAUGACGGAUACCUGCUACAACAUGAGUGGCCGGCAUAUGUAUUCGACGGGACUCUCAUGUGGAUAGCGAUGGUGACAUUUGGAGCCAGGCUUCCCAGCGACAUAUACGCAGACUCGCAUGUUCCUGAAAGGGUCAAACUGAACGAGAUGGGAGGAAUGGUACGGACCUCUUGA
This is a messenger RNA of Aspergillus pseudoviridinutans, 843 nucleotides long. Its product is annotated as RTA1 domain-containing protein. NCBI's taxonomy places the organism in Eukaryota, Fungi, Ascomycota, Eurotiomycetes, Eurotiales, Aspergillaceae. Gene Ontology annotation, cellular component: membrane. The record is from RefSeq and is a predicted model, not a curated record. The transcript has 2 exons. The coding region runs from base 1 to 843 and encodes 280 amino acids.